Messenger RNA from Sebastes umbrosus (honeycomb rockfish), 2866 nucleotides. Its product is annotated as Rab interacting lysosomal protein. The record is from RefSeq and is a predicted model, not a curated record. The transcript has 8 exons. Gene Ontology annotation, biological process: cilium assembly. NCBI's taxonomy places the organism in Eukaryota, Metazoa, Chordata, Actinopteri, Perciformes, Sebastidae. Gene Ontology annotation, molecular function: protein dimerization activity. Gene Ontology annotation, cellular component: ciliary basal body; cytoplasm. The coding region runs from base 236 to 1606 and encodes 456 amino acids.
CAGAAAAGUAGGAGGAUCCUGCAGCUAGUAGACUGCAUGAGUGCUGUCCAGCCUUGCACUAUAGUUCACUGAGGAGUACUCCAUGUUCUUGUGUUUUUUUUUUGGUAGGCUGAGUUAAUGUGAGCAAACAUUAAACAUGCAUGACGUGUUGUUGUUAGAGCAUUAAGUCAUGUUCAGGCUUGCACUUUAAACUUUACACCUGCACUAGUUUGCAGCUUUAUAAUCGCGUUGUUUUAUGGCUGGUUGUCAUGUCGCAGUGACUAGAGCCACUGCCGGUUUCGAUAGCAGAUAUAAAACAGCAUGUGACGGGACUCAGACCAUGGAGGCACCUGAAGUACACGCGGAGGAGACCAAACACACUGUUGUUGUUGAGAACUGUUUCUCCAGGAGCUUCUCGGCUCUGACUGUGGACGAUGUGUACGAGAUAGCCAAGCUGAUCGGCACCGAGGUGGAGAGACUCAUCGACGGCUGCGGCAAAGAGAGCGUGGUGGGUCUGGUGCCGAAGAUAGUGAAAGUGUUGGAGCUGCUGGAGAGCUUCGCGUCGAGGAACCACGCUCACAAUCUGAGAGAAGAGGAGCUACUCAAGACCUUUGAGACCAUACAGCUACAGAAGAAGAGAGGUGUGAAGGAGAGCGAUGAGGGCAGCGAUAAACAAGACAUACGGCAGGAGCUGCAGCAGAAGGAGCAGCAGUGGGGAAGGCGGUGUGAGGAGCUGCAGGUCCAGGUUCAGCAGCUGCAGGAGGACAAGGAGGAGCUGCAGAGCAGCCUGAAGGGCAGCCAUGCACAGGAAGAUCGUGUCCAGCGGCAGGAGCGAGAGGUGAUGCUGAAGCUGAAGGAGGUGGUGGACAAGCAGAGAGAUGAGCUGAGGGCAAAAGUCCAGGAGAUAACCACCAUCUCCAAAGAGGCGGAGGCGCUCCAGGAGCAGUUGGAGCGCUUCAUGAAGAUGAACGCGGAGCUGCGACACAAGCAGAACGUGCUGCAGACCCAGCUGAAGAGCACCGUGGAGAGGAAGGCCGACAUGGAGACCGACCUGAAGGAGAAAACCAAAGAGAUAGAAAACCUCCAAACGCAGCUGGACAGAACCAACAGCAACGGCCCUUCCAGUCUGAGCAAAACAGCUCGCGAGUCUAAGAAAAAGUCGGCAGUCGAUCCGAAGGAUCCCGACCGGCCGUGCUUCACCAAGAAGGAGGUGCGGGAAAUCAUUUUUGAGAGGAACGAGCUCAAAACCAACCUCUUCCUGGUGCAGGAGGAGCUCAACUACUAUCAGAGGGAGAUUCUGAACGAGGAGAGGUGUCCCGGUUUCCUGUUAGAAGCCGUCCGCUCUGCAAUCAGAAAAAAGAGAAAGGUCAUUAAGGCGAAGAUGCUCGGCAUUCCUGUGAACCAAUGCGACAGCAGUGACGAGGAGGAGAGGAGUUCUCUGUUUGGGCAGACAGAAGUAGACGGCACUGAAGUCGACGGCACUGACAAACCAGCCGAGUCACGCAUUCGGAACCUCUUUGGCUUCCUGACGCGGUCGGGCAGCGGACGGAGCCCCACCCACAUGAGCAACUCCGCCUCCACCUGGGAGAUCAUCGGAGACUCAGAGGCCACCGAUGAGACGGGGUAGCGACCGUCCCCCCUGAGCCCAGUACCGACCACAGAGUUCAUGACACGACUUCUUCCUCAGCUUGUAACUGACAUUUGAACGCAGCCCCAGUGUGUAGAACACAGAAGCACUAUGUGAGCGAAAGGAAAAAGAAACAAACUUUUUGUGCUUCAUUUUGAUCAUAAGUACUUUUAUUUCCCCUUUUGUUCAUUUCACUCUUGCCUCCUUAUUUUUCCAUGGAAGUCAAGUGAUAAAUAAGUACAUAUAGUAUGUAUAAUAGUACUAUUUGGUACGGUGUAUCGCAGUAUUAAGAGGGAUACUUUUUACCUCACCACAAAAAAGAUACUUUUGUAUGAUUAAUACGACAAUCAUGUUAACCUUCACUUCAUUAAGGAAAGUGAAAAGUAGGUUAUUAUACAGAGAUAUUUAUAUAGAUCCUCACGUAUUUUUAACAAAAACCAAAGACAUUACAAAGGUGUAUAUUCUGCCCUCCAGUAAUAAUGAGUUUAUUAAGUGCACCUCUGUUCCACAAGAGGGAGUUGGUUCAUUUAAUAACUAACAAUCAAGAUUUUACCACAAAUGUAGUUUGUAACUUUUACCUCAGUAGGGGAAUUUUUAAGCCAUGUGUUUACUCGUGUAUUUUUCAUGAUUUGAAGCACUUUUACCAGUCAUAUUACCAGACAUAUUACCAGUCUCUUCCAGCAGUGAGUGCUUUUUAAAACCCCGUAAGCCUUAAUUUACCGCUUGUAUUGUUAAAAAUAUAUUUUAUUAAUUUUCAGUCAUUGCACAGAGUCAAAGCCUUUGUGUGUGUUUGAUGCUGGUGCCAUAAAUGUGCAUAUGUGUGUGUAUGCACAUGUGUUCUGGCUGGUGUACCAGCCUCUACAGAUUGGUUAUUUUACUUUGAAAGGAAGCCAUGAGCUUCCUUGUGGGAAUGAGAAAUGGCACGUUGUUGUUUUUUAGUUCCCAACACUGUUAACUGACAAGUUACCAUAAAGUAACCACAUUCACUCUGUUCCCUCUAAAUGUCUGACCAUAACACUACUCAGACAACGACAGACCAGUGGGGUGUUUGUUGAGAGACAAUGUGUGACCUUCCAAUCAGACCAUGUUUUCCUAAAAUACUCUUUAUUUUUGUAAGCAUGUUUUUGCAGACAAAAUAGAUUCAAGAUGUCAAUUACCAUGUGAGUGAAUUUUAUUGAUGAAAUGUGAUAAAAACAAUUCAAAAUGUGGAUUUUCUGUGAUAUUGAGAUUUCAAGAUUCAAUAAAAUCCAUUAAACAAAC